Molecule: messenger RNA, 1647 nt
Organism: Drosophila novamexicana
Lineage: Eukaryota; Metazoa; Arthropoda; Insecta; Diptera; Drosophilidae
Exons: 2
Coding region: 511-1554 (347 amino acids)
Source: RefSeq, a predicted model, not a curated record
UUUAUUUCUUGCUUCUCGUCUUGCCGCAAAUCUCACUUUCGUUGUUCAUCGCUCUUUUGCUGCUGCAGCAUAGGCACUAAACUCAAGUACAGACAUAUGUACAUAUGUAUGUACAUACAUAUUUCGCACACCGGCUCGAGUGCGCGCUUCUCUCUAACGAUCUUAUCGCGUUAUUUAGCAGAUCGGCUAUUAUAACCAAGCUGUUUGGUGCAUAUCAGUGCCAAGCACAACCCUUUGCUUAGAAAAGAAGCCCGUGAGCAGAUACCUACAUACUUACAUAUAUACAUAUGAAUGUGAAUGCAAGUGCCGCUACAAUUGAUCUCGAUACAUACACAUACACAAGCCGCUGCACACAUAAAACGGUAAUCGCAUUCUCGCAUUGCUCACUCUGUGACAUUCGCAGUGGUCAAGGGCAAAGCUCUUCUCCAUAAGUGGACUUUGGUGACAGGCCGGAGUACAGUGAGCACUCAACAAAACGUACCAACCGAACAUAACCUCGCCAACAACAGAAUGGCAAAUUCGACAAGUGAAAAAGACUUUUGCAAAGCCAAAUGCGCUUCUGUUCAACGCCAACUAUUAGCAAUGAACGAAUUCUUCAGCGCUGGUGAGAUGAUCAGCUUUGACGAGGCCGAUCUGAUGGUGCGUAUAGAAUCGGCGGAGAGCUUGAAGGCCGAGUUUGAUAUCAGCCAGUCAAGGCUAGAAAAAUUAGAUUUGCUCGAGCUUUCAACGGACGCUCGCUCAGACUUCGAGAAGGUUUACUGGAAGAUCAAAUCCACUCUCGCUCGUCAAAUGGACAUAGUCACUAAGGCACGUAUGACUGACGCUAAUUCAACAACUAUCCCACGCUUUGCUGAAAGUACGCACACAUUUGCUCACUCGUUCAACCGUAAGUCUCGCCUACCGGAAUUGCAGCUGCCCAGGUUCAGCGGCUCCUACGAGGAUUGGCCGGAUUUCUACGCCAUGUACAAGACUGUCAUUGGCAGCAAUGAGGACCUGAGUAAGAUUGAGAAAUUACAACAUUUACGUGCGUGCUUGGAUGGUGCUGCUCUCAACACAAUCAAAUCGUUAGAGCCUGUCGACGUGAAUUACGACAAGGCGUUGGAGUUACUCAUAAAGCGUUUUGAUAAUAAGUUGCUACAUUUUCAGGGCCACGUGCGGGCUAUAGUCGGCCUGCCAGGCGUUGAAAAGGGAUCAGCAGAGGCGUUGCGUGAGUUGAGUGACAAAAUUAACUCUCAUCUUCGGGCGCUUAGCACCAUGUCAACAACUGAGGAGCUGGCUGACGGAUUACUCAUACACACAAUAUCGCACAAGCUCGAUCACCACACCCAGGAAAAGUGGCAGGAAGCGCUUGCAACGGAUAAGCUACCCAGGUGGACGGAUAUGUCGGCGUUCUUAGAGAAGAGAUGCCGCAUGAUGGAAAACUUGAAAGGCGCUACGGCACCUACGCCUAGCCACCAGGUUACCAGAAAUAAAACCCGAAUGACUUGGAGAUACUCACGCCUGGGCACUUCAUCUGGGGCAAAGCCAAUGCCACUAUCGACGAGCCAGACAUAACUCACCUAAGCAUAGGUCGCCUCAGCCGUUGGCAGCGAAUAUGUCACAUGCAGCAAUCAUUCUGGAAGAAAUGGAGUACAUCGUAUUUGUCGU